Sphaerodactylus townsendi is the source of this 1009-nucleotide messenger RNA. Its product is annotated as protein bicaudal D homolog 2-like. Gene Ontology annotation, molecular function: dynein complex binding; dynactin binding; cytoskeletal adaptor activity. Gene Ontology annotation, biological process: protein localization to organelle; regulation of microtubule cytoskeleton organization; microtubule anchoring at microtubule organizing center. The transcript has 2 exons. NCBI's taxonomy places the organism in Eukaryota, Metazoa, Chordata, Lepidosauria, Squamata, Sphaerodactylidae. Gene Ontology annotation, cellular component: Golgi apparatus; cytosol. The record is from RefSeq and is a predicted model, not a curated record. The annotation marks the transcript as partial.
CCCACUUUGCCCUACCUUUUCCCCCCGUGUGUUUGGCUCUGCCUCCUACGGCAGCCAGUUUGGGGCUGUGCCUGGCAACCCCUGUUGGAUUUCCGAAGGUGCCUCCAGGCCCAUGAAGGCUGGGGCAGAAAAUGAGAAGACCUCGCUGGCCUCUGAUCUGCAGGAGCUCAAAACGCAGCUCACCACCACCAAGGAGGCUUUGGCCCAGCAGCAGCUGCGCAACAGUCGUGAGGCCGAGCACUGCCAAGCCUCAGAGGCGGGACCUCACGGCAGUGGGGCUAGCCUGUCGUUCCAGGAGAGAGCGGACUGCCACGAGGCGGUGGAGAAGGCCCAGCUGGCCGCUCAGCGGGAGAGGGAGGUGGCUGCCCAACUGGAAGUGGACUUACGGGUUGCCCGGAGGAUCGCCUUGGAGUGUCAGUCGCGGCUGGCUCAGGCCCAGGAAGAGCUUCUGGGCUUCUCAGAGGAGCUGGCGGGGCUGUACCAUCACAUCUGCACUUGCCACAGCAUAACCCCGCAGCGGGUGGUGUUGGAUUACUACCGGGAGGGCUGCCGAGGCCAGAGCACGCUCAGGAGGCGAUCCUCCCGGAAGCUGGAGGCGAGCAGUGGCGGGGACCGGUCCCCGAGCAGCGGCCCCGGCUCGCCCUGCGGCUUAGAGCCCCUCAACGUGGCCAACCUGAUGGGCGUCUUGCGGGAGCAGCUGGGGCAUCUGCAAGUGGCCGUGUCCUUGGCGCACCGGCAGAACCCCACGGGACACAGCGCAGAACUGGAGCGGGACAAGGAGGCGCUGGUGGAGGAAGUGCUGAAGCUGAAGUCGCUGCUGAGCACCAAGCGCGAGCAGAUCGCCACCUUGCGCACGGUGCUGAAGGCCAACAAGCAGGUAUGGGGGGGGGGCUGGCUACAGCGGGAAUUGGUGCUUAGUAGGGGGCAGUGGGCCGUUUUCUCCUCCCUGGUGGAGAAGAUGUCAACCUGCAGGCCGGUUUGGGAGCUGUGCUUUGUUGUGUCAGCAUAC